AUGGCCGGGAAACAAGUGGACCUUGGCAUCAAGUUGGGGAGACUUGAAGGCCCUACGAAGGGAAUGGGAGAGGAGUUCUCGAAGAAGACCCCUGCAGCGGCGACCUCUUCCGGCGGAAGAAGAGGGAAAGAAGUCUCGGUUAAUGCCGUUAAUUCAGCGCAUGCGGGAUCUCAACAGUAUUCGGUGAAUUUCACGCCUGCACCGCCUUCUAUUGCCGCCUACGCUUCGCCGGCGACGCAUUAUCAGCCUCAACCUCCUACUCAACCUAUCUACUAUUCAGCUUCACCGACUCCACUACCUACAACCUCACAACUGGUCGUCCACCAUUAUACUCCCGCUCCACCUCAAGCCCAACAGUACAGACCCCCGGCUUCGAGAGCUCCUCAGCCGAUGCAAUAG
This is a messenger RNA of Punica granatum (pomegranate), 399 nucleotides long. Lineage: Eukaryota; Viridiplantae; Streptophyta; Magnoliopsida; Myrtales; Lythraceae. The record is from RefSeq and is a predicted model, not a curated record.